AUGGCCAUGGAGGCAGACUGGAGCUGCCCCAUCUGCCGGGACACUCGGAGGAGCAGGGCUUCUGCUCUGCCCUGUCGCCACCAGUUCUGCCUAAGCUGCAUCCUACAGUGGGCACAGAGAAAUCCAUCAUGCCCACUUUGCAGAACACAAAUAGAUGCUGUCAGGUUUUCUGAGCAGGGCAGAUGGGACUCUCUACUGUUUGUCAUCAUGCAUCCUGGCGUGUCACCACAGGUUAACAGCCAGGAAAGACGAGCUUCUAGAGAGUCACCAGAGAUUCCCUUGGUGGGGAAGAGUGGCCCCCAAUGCCCUGUGGCAUCCCCUUCAUCUUCUCCACAGGGGACAGUGUCCCCACCUGAGCAGGGGGCUGCAGGGCCAGAGCCCGUGGGUGGCAUCCUGCCCGAGGUGUGGGCAGAACUUUUCCAAAGACAACAGCAUCUUCUGGAUCCUGUGCUGCCCUGGCUACGCCAGAGGCUUGAGGAAAUUUACUGCAACUGGUGGUUGCCAGUACAGGUUGCUGAGAGCAGAAUCCUGUCUGAUCUCUGUGUCUAUGGUCUGCAUGAGGAGACCUUGAUCCUGAGGCUGCAGAACCACCUCAGAGGACGUGCAGCACCACUGGUUCGUGACCUCAUCAAUGUUAUUGUGAGCUGGUGCAGCAAGGAGGCUCAGAGGCUCCUGCACUACCACACUGAUGGAGAGGAAACAGAUGGGAGCUAUGUUUCAAAGUGUGACUUCUGA
Messenger RNA from Myiozetetes cayanensis, 735 nucleotides. RefSeq names its product E3 ubiquitin-protein ligase Topors-like. NCBI's taxonomy places the organism in Eukaryota, Metazoa, Chordata, Aves, Passeriformes, Tyrannidae. Bases 1 to 735 code for a protein of 244 amino acids. The transcript has 2 exons. Gene Ontology annotation, molecular function: metal ion binding. The record is from RefSeq and is a predicted model, not a curated record.